This is a messenger RNA of Entrophospora candida, 535 nucleotides long. Lineage: Eukaryota; Fungi; Glomeromycota; Glomeromycetes; Entrophosporales; Entrophosporaceae. The record is from the annotation of a GenBank genome assembly.
AUGAAUUCUUCUGAAGAUGAUGUUUCUACAUCUACAUUUAUUACCAGAAAAUCCAGUUCAGGAAGACCCGAGAUGCAAGUAUGGAACCAUUUUAAUAAAACUGUUUCUAGUAGUAGGGGACAUUAUGCAGCUACCUGUAAUUAUUGUGAAAAAAUUUGGGCAUGUGGUAAACCAGAUGAACUUCAAAAUCAUCUCGCAAGUGAAUGUGACAAUAUCAAUCAAGCUCUGGGACGAUUUUUUACAACUUGUUCUAUUCCAUUUGCUGUUGUUGAACACCCAUUUUUCAUUGAAUUCUGUAAGCAACUUAAACCAACCUAUGACCCACCCAGUCGUACAUCAAUUUCAAAUACCAUUUUAAAUUCAGAAAAUGCUCGAAUUACAAUAAAAAUCCAUGAAGAACUUCAAAAAGAAGAAAAUAUUACAAUUGCCAUUGAUGGUUGGAGUGAUCCCAAUAAUAGAAAUUUAUACAAUUUUGUACUCAUGACUUCAGAUAGAAGAGAAUACCUUUGGAAAAUAGAGGAUUUUUCUUCUUUUA